AUGGUUCAAAAAGUCUAUGUCACCUACAACCAGGUGCACAAAUUAUGCCAAACCUCGGCCGAUCAGAUCCUGAAUGCCUUCCACCCUAACCUUAUGAUCGCCAUCGGCGGCGGUGGCUACGUCCCCGCUCGCAUCCUCCGGUCGUUCCUCAAGCGCCAGGGUGAUCCCAACAUCCCCAUCCAGGCCAUCGGCCUGUCCCUCUACGAGGAUCUCGGUCGCGGCGACGCCGAGGAAGUCCCCGGUACCAAGGUCACCCGCACACAGUGGUUGGAUCUCAGCUCGCUGGAGAUGGCCAACCUGAUCGGCAAGAACAUUCUCAUCGUCGAUGAGGUCGACGACACGCGGACGACGCUCGAGUAUGCCGUCCGUGAGCUCGAGAAGGAUGUCGAGCUUGCGCAGAAGCAGCUUGGUCGGGAGGGCGAGAAGACCAACUUCUUUGUUUUCGUUCUGCACAACAAGAACAAGCCGAAGAAGGGCUCUUUGCCCACGGAUAUGAUGGAGACUGGUCGUUACCACGCCUCGGUCACGACCGACGACGUGUGGAUCUGCUACCCUUGGGAAGCCAAGGAUAUCGACGAGCACGACCGCCUGGCCAAGGAGAACCCGCUCAUUUGA
This is a messenger RNA of Aspergillus candidus, 615 nucleotides long. Its product is annotated as xanthine phosphoribosyltransferase. The record is from RefSeq and is a predicted model, not a curated record. Gene Ontology annotation, biological process: IMP salvage; XMP salvage; hypoxanthine metabolic process. The coding region runs from base 1 to 615 and encodes 204 amino acids. Lineage: Eukaryota; Fungi; Ascomycota; Eurotiomycetes; Eurotiales; Aspergillaceae. The transcript has 5 exons. Gene Ontology annotation, molecular function: hypoxanthine phosphoribosyltransferase activity. Gene Ontology annotation, cellular component: cytoplasm.